AUGAACGAUCCACCGUUGCAACGAUUUCGCCUCAAUUUUCAGCAGCUUUCCAUCGCCAGUAUUCUCUUUUUAUUGUUGAGGAUAACUAGCGCACUACCGCCAACACCACAGCGAGAAAUCUUCCAUCGUUCCUACUAUGCGGUACAGCCACCAUAUUGCACUCGGACCCCAAUCGUCACAUCAUCGCCAAGCUUAAGUGCCUCGUCAGCAAUCUCUCGUGAAGUUCAAUAUAUGCAUUUCGAUAUUGGUCUCCAUUCUACAGUAUGCUUUCGACUCGAUGAUGAUUAUGAGCACUCGUUUGUCAACAAAUCUGUGCACUCUUCAUGGUUACACACGUUGCGUUUGGACAAAUUGGAACACCAUCAUCCGGUCACCCAGCAAUACGUGUUCGCUAUUCCUGAAGUGUCUGAGACAUGCAUUUGCGAGUGUUCACCGUCAUCAACUUGCAAUGCGCAAAAUUAUCGCUUCAUCGAGUGUCCACCACAAGAUGUCAAUGAUCAGUCCACCUCAUGUUACCGUACCUAUUUCCCGGACCAAUCGCCGAACGGAUGCUCGUCUGGCUCAAAUCCGAGUCUUUGCUGUGAGCUAAAGUUUCGUCCCUACAAAAAUCAAUCAUACACAGCGGUGAUGAUCGAGCAACCAUCCACGUAUGCCACUUUCCUCUACACUGCCUACGAUUAUGUGAGCGGUCGAUGGGUUGAAAUGGACAAGAGUGUUAUUCGAACGCAGCUUGAUGGCGGAUCACAGGACAAAAUCCUUGACGCAUUGUCCCGUCUCGAGUUAUCCGUCUCAGCCGGUGGUCGAGCGUCGCAUCAGCUGGAAAGGGGAAUGUACUUUGCGCCAACGAAUCGAGGCGGGGAAAUGGAAGGGAUCAGGAGGAUGCCGAUAAAUGAGAUUUCCGAGAGAAAUUAUCAACGCCUCGGCUGGUAUCGUGAGGGGAAGCACGGGCGUUUCGUGGCUGAGAAUGGAGCCGUGCAUUUGGAUGAUGUUCACAAAGCGAAAUCGCUGAACUGCAAGGAUCAAACAUUCAUGAGUCAACUUGAGGCCAACUAUUAUAUGCCGGGGAAUUUCAAUCUCUCGCGUCCACUGGAGCGUCUCCAUCCAUGGAUUGAGAGAGCUCGUUUCUACGAUGGCCGCGCAAGGAGUGUCAUUGUCACGCAUGCCGAGGGGACGAAUCUCAAAAUUGCGUUGAGAGUAACUGGCGGGAAAGAUCAUCAUGUUCUUUUCUUCCACAAUGCCUCAUCAGUUGACGAUUUCUCGGGCAGUAUCAUCGUUGACGCAAGGAGUAAUCGUUAUUUCAACGUCACUCUGCACGAAGCAUCCGGGAAAAUCAACGGCAUCGUGAAAAGUGGCAUUGAGGAGAGAUCAAUCGAUUUGCAUAGUUUCACGACUUAUGUGAACGAUUUGCAAGCGGUGAAUAAAACAUUGAUCAUUCCGUUGCCAGCCGUUGUUGAGGAGGGUGAUCGAAUGAUUUGCGUGAGAGCCGACGAGACACCAGAGGAACGAAGGAUUUGCCAUGUAGUCGCCUAUCAUGAGAAACCGUUAGAGGUCGACAUGGACAGUAACACGUGGCGUGAAGGGACCGGUCAUUGCCCUGAAUGCAAUCGAAUCAAUUUGGACAACGUUAUCGAUUAUCUAAACCCGAUGCGCUGGGUGAAAGGCGUGUCGGAUAUCGGGGAAUUGAUUGUCGUCUUGGGCAAUGUGGUUAUCUACGCGAUCGCACUUUUCCUUCUCUAUCAUCUGAUCACAAAAGUCGUGAUUCCCGUGUGCAAAUGUUGUAAUUGGUGUCUCAAAGCGUUGCCGGGUCAAGAGAAAAGUGAUCAAGUGAAAGAAAAAGGGAAACAGGGGCGUCCACAAGCGAUCACUCAUGUGCACAUCCAGAGAUUGCAUUUGGGAGAACAACAACAACAACAACAACAACAACAACAACAGCAACAGCAACAGCAACAAUUCGCUCAAUCAGAAUGUGCAUGUUCGGAUUGUUCAUCGGAUGGCGGGAAUACCCCGAGAUUCACCUCACCACCGCCAAGAUACGGCACAAGAGAGGCCGGUGUUCAUGUU
Messenger RNA from Mesorhabditis belari, 2061 nucleotides. NCBI's taxonomy places the organism in Eukaryota, Metazoa, Nematoda, Chromadorea, Rhabditida, Rhabditidae. The record is from the annotation of a GenBank genome assembly.